Molecule: messenger RNA, 980 nt
Organism: Agrilus planipennis (emerald ash borer)
Lineage: Eukaryota; Metazoa; Arthropoda; Insecta; Coleoptera; Buprestidae
Exons: 5
Coding region: 104-874 (256 amino acids)
Source: RefSeq, a predicted model, not a curated record
UGAAAACAAUUAAGUAUUGUAUCGCAGUAUUAUUUGCUGUGUUCUCUCUGAUAAAAGAAGAACCAGUCUUUACCAUUUACAACAAAAUACCACAGUUUUCAAGAUGAAAGCGCUAGUUUUAUUGUUGAUUUUCGGACUUAUAGCUUCAACCGCUGCCCAUCAACCUUUCCAUUUACUUUUAAUUCCGUAUCGAAUUUACCAAUACACAUUAACAUUACUGGAAGAUACUAAUAGUGAUAAAUUGGUGGCUUUUGAAUAUAAACAAUUAAAGGCGAAGAAUGUGUCAACUGAGAAAUUAAAAGAACAUUGUGUUAAAAAUAAAGGAGAGGAUACUUGGCGAAAAUUUGAGGAAAACUUCCUUAAUUUUACAAUGUGUCUCAGCGAUCCCUUUAAUGCAUGGCAAUUUUGUGGAAAUUAUCAACCUAAUUUACAUACAUGUCUGAAAACUUAUUCCAAAAGACUUUCAGUUUGUGAAGAAGAUGAUGGUAAAGACUUGUUUUCACUACACAUCAAUUCCACCACUAAAAUGGCCGAUUAUAUAUGCGUAGCGCACCCCUAUUUGCAAUAUCCAAAUGCCCUUCAGAACAUGAAUGCAAAAUGCUUACUCGAAUUUGCCAACUACAUGAUUAGAAGGGAUGUAGAAGAUAAAUUAGAAGUGGUUAGAAGGUGUAUUAAAGAGAAACAGGCUGCCAGUGCAGAAGCAGAUCAAAUAAAAAGUUACUGCAACUCCCAACUAUUUCUAAACGAAUGCGUAUUGAAGAAAGUUAAUGUUCACUGUGAUGCUUCAGGUCCUGUAAAGAAUAUUGUAGAGGACAUAUUCUUUAAUGCAACGUUUAGUUUCUGUAGAGACAAGUAUAGUUAUACGUUAUCAUGAUUCAAUCAAAUUUUACUUAUUAUUUCGUUACUGUAAUAAUUAUAUAGUACAUAAUAUUGUUGCAAAUCCUAAAAGGACUUUGCUAAAAAUAAUAAAGACCUAAAUU